Puccinia triticina is the source of this 438-nucleotide messenger RNA. RefSeq lists its product as uncharacterized. The record is from RefSeq and is a predicted model, not a curated record. Bases 1 to 438 code for a protein of 145 amino acids. Lineage: Eukaryota; Fungi; Basidiomycota; Pucciniomycetes; Pucciniales; Pucciniaceae. The transcript has a single exon.
AUGUUGAUCAACCACCUUCUCAAUCCUGAAGGAGAGAAUACCGAGGCAGCUAGAGUCUGGUCAAACGAGGAGAUCUUUGAGCUCAUCAAAGAGGAGAGCAGACAGGAGAGCGACAAUUCAAAUGAACCUACAACAACCAAACCACCCGUCAAGCGACCAACUAAGACAGAAAUGCUCCGGCAUGUUUCACAAGCAUUACUUUAUCUUGAAGACCAACCCAAGCAUGACAAUCUCAUUGCCAACUUGGAAGAAUUUCAGCAAGAAUUACUGAAAGCAAUACAUUUCGGAGGAACUCAGGCGGAAAUAAAGGAUUAUUUCAAACCCGUGGCCGUUCCGAACUCAACUUCUCAACCCAAAUCAAACUCCAGUGCAGCAAAAUCUCCGUCAACUUCCAAAGCUCUUCCAGAUGACCUCACAGUUAUCAAUCAUGUAGAAUGA